AUGGCACCUCCCAAGUUUCAAUACCCCAUCGUCGAUGUCUGGUGCAACCUCCCCGGGUUGGGCGCCGCCAUCCCUGAGGUCGCUCGUUUGUUCUCCUACAGCCAUUCUGACCCCGCCAUCGCCGACAAGAAACGGUCUCCUGAGGAGGUGAUCGCUUUGAUGGACGAGGCAGGCGUCUCUCACAUCUGCCUGUCUGCUUGGAGCCGCCCUGGCCAGAUGAUCUUCUCCAACGAGGAGGUUGCCAAGUACACGCGGGCAUACCCAGAUCGCAUCUUUGGCCUUGCUGCCGUCGACCUUCAUAACCCCGUCGAGGCUGUCAAGGACCUCGAGCACUAUGUCAAGGUCGAGGGUUUUGUGGGACUGAGAGUCGUUCCCUGGCUCUGGAACCUGCCCCCCACCGAUGGUCACUACUGGCCACUUUUCGUCAAGUGCAUCGAACUUGACAUUCCCUUCCUCACCCAGGUUGGCCACACAGCGCCUGCAUGCCCGAGCGAGGUUGGGCGCCCGAUCCCGUACAUCGACACCAUCGCUCUCAAGUUCCCAGACCUCAAGAUCAUCAUGGGCCACAUGGGAUAUCCUUGGGCAGCCGAAACCGUCGCUGUGGCCUGGAAGCACAAGAAUGUCUACAUCGACACCAGCGCAUGGUCCCCCAAGUACUAUGCGCCGGAGUUCAUCACGUUUGCCAACACGACCGGGAGGACAAAGGUCAUGUUUGGCACCAACUUUCCUCAGCUGGGCUUGAAGGAGUGCGUUGAUAACGUCAACACCUAUCUUGUUGGCACUAAGGACGGAUUCAGAGAUGCGUCUGUAAAAGAAUUCAUGGGAGGGAAUGCCAUCCGGGUCCUGAAGCUGCCUGCUGCUCCCCUGAACAAGCUCAGGGCCAGCCUUUGA
Messenger RNA from Fusarium vanettenii 77-13-4, 891 nucleotides. RefSeq lists its product as uncharacterized. The transcript is spliced from 2 exons. Gene Ontology annotation, molecular function: hydrolase activity; carboxy-lyase activity. Gene Ontology annotation, cellular component: cytoplasm. The record is from RefSeq and is a predicted model, not a curated record. Gene Ontology annotation, biological process: secondary metabolic process. NCBI's taxonomy places the organism in Eukaryota, Fungi, Ascomycota, Sordariomycetes, Hypocreales, Nectriaceae. Bases 1 to 891 code for a protein of 296 amino acids.